Maudiozyma barnettii is the source of this 870-nucleotide messenger RNA. It is a transcript of the gene BRX1, whose product is annotated as ribosome biogenesis protein BRX1. NCBI's taxonomy places the organism in Eukaryota, Fungi, Ascomycota, Saccharomycetes, Saccharomycetales, Saccharomycetaceae. Gene Ontology annotation, biological process: rRNA processing; ribosomal large subunit assembly. The record is from RefSeq and is a predicted model, not a curated record. Gene Ontology annotation, cellular component: nucleolus. Gene Ontology annotation, molecular function: rRNA binding. The coding region runs from base 1 to 870 and encodes 289 amino acids. The transcript has a single exon.
AUGUCCUCCAUUUAUAAAGCUCUAGCUGGUAAGACCAGUGACAAGACAGAAAAGAACAAUGAGAAACAAUUCAUGAACAAGCAACGUACAUUACUUAUCUCCAGUAGGGGUGUCAACUUUAGACAUCGUCAUUUGAUCCAGGAUUUAAACAGUCUGUUGCCACACUCCAGAAAGGAACCAAAAUUGGAUACCAAGAAGGAUCUAGGACAAUUGAACGAAAUUGCAGAAUUGUAUAACUGUAAUAAUAUUCUAUUUUUUGAAGCAAGAAAACAUCAAGAUUUAUACUUAUGGUUAUCUAAACCUCCUAAUGGUCCAACCAUCAAGUUCUAUGUUCAGAAUUUACAUACUAUGGAUGAACUAAAUUUCACAGGUAAUUGUCUAAAGGGUUCUCGUCCUGUAUUAUCCUUCGAUCAUAGAUUUGAUACUUCUCCACAAUACAAAUUAAUUAAAGAACUUUUAAUUCAAAAUUUCGGUGUCCCACCUAAUGCAAGAAAAUCCAAACCAUUUGUGGAUCAUGUUAUGUCCUUUAGUAUUGUUGAUGAUAAGAUUUGGGUUAGAACUUAUGAAAUCUCAAAUGCUGCUAGAAACAAAACUGAGUACGAAGAAGAAGAACAAGAAGAAUUAUCACUAGUUGAAAUUGGCCCCAGAUUCGUUAUGACUACAAUCCUGAUCCUAGAAGGUUCAUUUGGUGGUCCAAAGAUUUAUGAAAACAAACAGUAUGUGUCACCAAAUGUCGUGAGAGCACAACAGAAACAACAAGCUGCUGAAGAAGCUAAAUCUAGAUCUGAAGCUGCUGUUGAAAGAAAGAUAAGAAGAAGAGAAAACGUUUUGGCUGCUGACCCAUUGAGUAAUGAUGUUGUUUUCAAAUAA